AUGAAAUGGCUUCCCCCGAAGAAGGGAUUUGUGAAGCUUAACUUUGAUGGAGCUUAUAGAGGGAAUCCGGGGAAGUCUAGGGUUGGGGUGUGCAUUCGAGAUUGGUUAGGUAAUGUGAAAGCUUACAAGUUUGUGCCAAUACCACCAGGGACAAAUAAUAUUGUAGAAGCAUUAGCUUUAUUUGAGGGAAUUUGGUCUGGGGGUUUGGAUGUGGAGAUAGAUGUUGAGGGUGGGAGGUCAUUUGGGAAUGUGUCGCCUUCUGGUGAGGAAAAUUUGAUUACAAGUCAGAGCAAGGAUGGGAUAAGGCAGAAUUUGCAGCAGACGGGUUGGGAGGAGGUUGAAAAUGUGUCCCAUAAUGAUACACCUCUGGGAAAUUAG
Messenger RNA from Cryptomeria japonica (Japanese cedar), 378 nucleotides. RefSeq lists its product as uncharacterized. The transcript is spliced from 2 exons. The coding region runs from base 1 to 378 and encodes 125 amino acids. Gene Ontology annotation, molecular function: RNA-DNA hybrid ribonuclease activity; nucleic acid binding. NCBI's taxonomy places the organism in Eukaryota, Viridiplantae, Streptophyta, Pinopsida, Cupressales, Cupressaceae. The record is from RefSeq and is a predicted model, not a curated record.